AAUUUUUCUUACAUCUUAAAGUGGUAGUUUCAUGUAGAAUUUACUGUUUGCACUUUUGUCACAGAGCAGUUUUGUUGUUGAACUAGAGUCUAGGUAGCAGGAAGAGAAAAAUAUUUCAGGAUACUAAUACUAAGUAAGCUGGCAACUACUUUGUACUUUCCCAUUUUUCCUGAUAUGCUUCUUAUCACAGAGAUAUUCAUAUGUGUUGUCCAACAGCAGGCCUGCAUAACCUGCGGCAGCUGCUUACUGCCCACUGACCUGUAGGCCAAAGGAUUUCCUCCACAUAUAAAAGAUGUUUUCCAUUGCAUUUUUUGCAGGCCACUGAAAUCUUUGGCAUUAGCGCCAAGCCACAGGUUGUACAGGCCUGCCCUACAGGUAGUCCUCUUGACAGUCUAGAAGUAGCUGUAUUUAAUUCCAGAGAAGCCUAUUCCUUUGUUGGUGAGGGAGUGAGGACUUUAGGAGCCGUAUGUUGCUCAAGCCUAUCCCCUUCCCCAAACCACUUCUUGUUAUCAUAGUUCCAGUCUUUGGAAAAUAGAAUGUGUUGUUUGUGGGGACAGGGUUGGCAGAGUAUCACAUGUACAGACCCCUUUGGGUUUUUUGGAGGGGGGGGGUUCUGCCCUGGACCAUUCGGAUUGGGAGGAGGGCUGGAGUUGCCCUGGCCCUUCUGACAAACUUGAGUCAAGCCAGAUCUGUACCCUGUCUAGAGCAAGAUUCCCAAUUAUUGUAGGAGUGGUACUCUACCCUAGGUUGUAGGGAAGUGUUCUAGAGUAGGAAGGGACAAAUUAAGCUCUGGAGAAAUGAAAUGAGUUGUCCACUUACUACAUGUAUAUCCGCAGAGAUAGAACCAUGAAUCCGUUCUCCGGUCAGUCCAGUCCCACCCUUAUCCUGGGCCUACUGUGGGCUGGGAACAGUGCAAAGAUCCUGUCUUCAUUCUUGGGCCACAGUGAACUUUCCUGGGAGCACAGGGCAAUGGAAAUGGGAGGGGGCUGGGGGUGGGGCCAGCAGUAUUAUCAGUCAGCACCAGUCAAGUUACAAAUGAGAGAGUGUAUAGUUAAGAGUGACUAAAAGGUCAGUACAACUUCAGCAGAAAUUAGAUCCACAUAGAAGCUUCCAAGGCAGGGGUUCUUGAGACCCAUGAAUUUGUUUUUCAAUAUAGUUUGCUAUGCAAUCUUCUGUAUUUUACUUUAUGCAUUUUAAAGCAUUCUGAAGGGGUUCAUAAGCUUUACCAGACUGCCAGGAGCAAGGUGAUAGGCACAUGACCUGCAAUUAAAAACCUCUGCCCUAAAAACAUUGCAUUUUACCCCACCCUGAGGCUCAUCUUUAUCUCUCUUCCUUCCCACUGUUCCUAGCCCCUCAGCAAGAAGUAAACAGGAAUGAGAUUGUCUCCUGGAAUAGUCUAGGAAUCUGGACUUCUGCCCCUGGGGCAGUCUGCCCUGAUAGCAAGCUGGGGAUUGGGUGAUAAUGGGCUAUCAUCUGUUCAGCAUGUGGGAAGUUUUCUUUUUCUCCCCUUCUAUGACCCUACCCAACUGCAGGGACAAAUGUGGUAUAAAUAGAGCUAAGAUUAUAACCCCCUGCUGGGACAGGUGCAAGUGCAGAUGGCUGUCAGCCACUCCCCAAAUCCUCAGGAAGCACUGCAGUUGGCAAGACUUUGUCCCUUCGCUGAGCUUAAGCCACAGAUCCAGGAGAAUCUUGGCUCCCUUGUCCACCAGGUUCAAACACAGGUACUGAGCAAUUGUUUUCAGAGUGCUUUUAGAAACUUCCUGACACCCUCUUCUUUCUUCUUACAGAUUAGUGGUGAGAGAGCUGAGGACAAAGUUCUAGGAAUCCAACAUGGAGUCCUUGAUCCUGGAGGCUGGAGAGGUGACCCUGGACUGGGUCCCCAAGAGACUGUGGCCUUGGAGAGGCAAAAGUUAGCAGAAGAAAAAAGGAAGAAACUGGAGACUUUCAAUAAUGCCAGGAUUAGGCUUGACAGUCUAGCUGACUUGGAGAAUUUGGUGCAACGGCGGAAAGAAAAGCGCCUGAAACGGAGGGUCCCCCCCAAGGCACCUGAGCCCCCAGUUCAGCUACAGCCUCCCACCGAACUGCAGCCUGUGGACCUGGAGACAUUUCUGAAGGCAGCUGCUGAAAACAAAGAGCUCCUGAUUGACAAAUACCUGGCAGAUGGUGGUGACCCUGAUGCCCAUGACAGGUUCCACCGAACAGCCUUACACUGGGCUAGUCUGAAGGGUCACAGCCAGAUUGUGAAUAAACUACUGGAGGCGGGUGCCACAGUUGAUGCUCGAGACAUGCUGGAUCGGACACCUUUGUUCUGGGCCUGCCGUAGAGGGCACCUAGACAUCCUUAAACAGCUGCUCAACCAGGGGGCUAAAGUCAAUGCCCAGGACAAGAUUUGGAGUACACCCUUGCAUGUGGCUGUUCGAACAGGACACUGUGACUGCCUUGAACACCUUAUUGCUUGUGGGGCCCAAAUUGAUACACAGGAUAAGGAGGGAGAUACAGCCUUACAUGAGGCAGUACGGCAUGGUCGUUACAAGGCCAUGAAGAUGUUGCUGCUCUAUGGGGCCAAGCUGGGUGUUCGUAAUGCUGAGGCAAUGACACCAGUACAGCUAGCGCGAGACUGGCAGAGAGGAAUCCAAGAAACACUACGGGCCUAUGUUGGGCAUCCCCGAACUCGCUGCUGAUGACAACAGACUUUGUAGAGGCUACCACCAUUCCAUCCCCUUCCUUUUUGUCCCUUCUUGUCUACAGGUUAUGGGAUAGCUCAGGUGGUCAGGCCACAAGUUGAGAUUUUCCCACGUCCCUUGUCCCACUGGGUUAUUCUACUUUACUAUGCAAGGUUAAUUCCUUGGCCUUUUGUCUCUUUCCCCCUCUCCUCCCUUCAAUUCCUAGUGAUCUAUAUAGUAGGGAAUAUUGAUCCAGAUUAUUUUCCUUGCCCUUGAAUUCAACUUUUCACCCACCCUGGUAGCUACCUCAAUGUUGAGGGGAAAAAAUCCUGUUAGAGAAAGCAAGGUCAGGAUUUGGGAUGGAUGUUAUGUUAAGCACACAUGUAACUCUAAGGGGUGUUCUAUUUGGUUUGAGCUGGUCAGAAACAAGCUGUUCAGGUCAGUAAAGAGAUUAUAAAUUUGUAAAGAAGGUAGAAGAGAAGAAACUCUUAAAGUUUAAGUCUUGUGGGUGGUAGCAGUAAAGUUUAAGAUACUCAUGAAAGUGAAGUUAGGAUUAAUGAAUACUGGAGAGAUGGGAAUUGUCUGGUGGUCUAUCAACCAUGGUCCCACAAAAGCUAUUCAGAAGCAUCAGAACCAGAGAACUGUGCUCCUCAGCUUGUGGCUGACCUAAACUGUAUUACAGCUUAUCUAGGGACUCAUGCCCUGAGGGGGUAUGGUAUAGCUUUUCUUAAGAAAUCUUGAGUUGGUUGUUGUGACUUUUGCAGAGCUUUAGUAAGUUCUGGGAUUAUUCCAUCUGUAAAACAGUGCACCCAGACUCUAGGUCAAUAACCAAUCUGGUUGCUCCAGAUUCCCCUGAGACUGACAGAUUAGGGCUAGGGCCUCCCUCCCCCGGAGGAGUCAUCUCUUUCUGCUUCUGGGCUUUGGUCAGAACUGUUAUGAUUUGGUUCAUUUUCUGUUCUUGCCAGGGUAUGGUGUAUGGUCUCUUGCUCUGUGGUUAUUUGUGGCCCACCCAAGAUACUUGGGGUGGUGGCCCAUACUCACAUUGAGGCUGGGGUAGAUUCCCAUGGUUGUGGUGCCACCUCUCUUUCCUUCUCGUCAUAGAAGGAAACAUGCCUCCUGUCCUACGUAUAGGAAGGCUUGGAUUCUCAGGCUCCCUUGUUGCUGAGGCAUAGGAGAAAAGGCUGGCUGCAGAUAGUGGAACUGAGUAUAUGAUACAUUCUGGAUACUUUCUCCCUGUAUUUUUUUAUACACUGAAAAUGGUUAACUGAGACCUUUUCUUUUUUUAUUACCUUUCUUAGUGGAUACUGGUAGAUGGAAUCUUAAGGCAAGUUUCUACUAUCCUUACCACUAAGGUUUCUGCUUUUCUACUGUUUUGCUGGUCCAGUACUGCUGGUCAGGCUGAGAUCUUAGCAUCACCAGAGACUUCAUCUUCAAAAUCCUUGCUUUAGCCCCACUGACAGAAGGGAAGAUGGAAGCCCAAAGAAGGGCAGGACCCCUCCCUUAGCCUGUUAAGUGCUAUGCCAGUUCUCUGGGCCAGGCCUAGGUUGAAGGCCUGGAUUACAUAUCCUUAACAUGGUAAGUGCCACUGUGGCUGCUAAUAUUCUGUCUUAGGCUCUUGCUUCUUGAAGGCUAGGGUGUCCUCCAUGUAGGAUGAGAGCAACAGACAAAACCCACCCCUGUGGGUUGAGGCCAUAAAACCUUCCACACACCAGCAGCCUGGCUUUGCCUUCUAGGCUAUGUAGCCUACAGGGCUGGUGCCAGAAGGAAUAAAUUUUGUCACAUGAUUAUGGCAGUGACUACUCCAAAGUUAGAAAAUGGAAAAAAAUGCAAUAAGAGCAAAUGAAACAUUUUUGUAUGGAUCCUUUUUUUGGUUGUUGUUUUUCAUUAAAACUGAUUCUCUUUUGUA
Messenger RNA from Trichosurus vulpecula (common brushtail), 4569 nucleotides. It is a transcript of the gene ANKRD23, whose product is annotated as ankyrin repeat domain 23. Bases 1596 to 2681 code for a protein of 361 amino acids. Gene Ontology annotation, molecular function: protein binding. The transcript is spliced from 8 exons. Lineage: Eukaryota; Metazoa; Chordata; Mammalia; Diprotodontia; Phalangeridae. The record is from RefSeq and is a predicted model, not a curated record.